Molecule: messenger RNA, 705 nt
Organism: Acaulospora colombiana
Lineage: Eukaryota; Fungi; Glomeromycota; Glomeromycetes; Diversisporales; Acaulosporaceae
Source: the annotation of a GenBank genome assembly
AUGAAAUUUCAUUUGAUAGAUCCCAUAAUCAGCGAGAGACCGCUUACCACAAGAGUUAGUACUACUAAUAUAUCCGUUAUACACAAUUCAGCGUUACCUUGUGAGUCGCAAGGCGAGCCUGUGGUCACCAAGCACGAAACAAUAUCUGGCAAUCACACGACACAUUUCCAAAAGUCUACUCAUCGAGUGGAGCAUAUAAAUCGUCAAGAGAAAAAUCUGCCGUUGACUUUGACACACAUGCAGGAACAAACUUCAAACUCGGCUUAUGUUGUAGCUCCAAGUAAUAAUAGGCGACCAUUGCUCCAACAUCGAGUGGAAAAAGUGAAGAUUCAGCAUUCACCUGCAAAAGGACGUCAUAAAAUUCAAAAAAAACAACAGGCUAAACGAUCAGAACCUUCAAAGUCUUCUAAAAAACGUUCUUCAAUGUCUUCCAAAAAACGUACUCAAGAUUCUAGCGACGAUGAAGAUGAAGAUUCAUACUCGGAAGAUGAAUUUGAUAUAGAAACGGCCGAUCAAGAAUUGCUGAAAACUGUCAAGAAAGCAUUGCUCGAUUACAUCGAAGUGAAACCGUCGAAAAAACUCAAAAGCGGCGAGCUCACAUGGACUGAGUUCAAACCGUAUAUGGAAAAUUUACAUCUUCCUCAAUUCAAAGCGUACCUUAAAGAAGGAGGCAUUGAUGCGCCAGGAAAAAUGAAAAGAACGUGA